Messenger RNA from Colletotrichum karsti, 936 nucleotides. Its product is annotated as AN1-like Zinc finger. The record is from RefSeq and is a predicted model, not a curated record. Lineage: Eukaryota; Fungi; Ascomycota; Sordariomycetes; Glomerellales; Glomerellaceae. Gene Ontology annotation, molecular function: zinc ion binding. The transcript has a single exon. The coding region runs from base 1 to 936 and encodes 311 amino acids. Gene Ontology annotation, cellular component: cytoplasm.
AUGGCGUCCUCAUCCAAUUCCGACGAGACGAGCUACGUCAAGAUGGACGAGUCCAAAGACGGCUUCGACGCGACCCUCGUGGGUAAGCACUGCGAAUACGACUACUGCAACCAGCUCGACUUCCUUCCCUUCUUCUGCCAGAGCUGCAAGCACACCUUCUGUCUCGACCACCGCUCCGAGUCCUCCCACAAGUGCGCCAACGCCGGUGCCUGGGCCGCGCGCCGCCGCCAAGCCGAGCUCGCGAAGCCCGCAUACGGCGCCGGCCGCCAGCUGCGCGACACCGUCUCCGAGAAGCCUUGCGCCUCGCCCUCCUGCAAGACCACCAUUGGCACCUCACUAGUCACCGGCGUCCACUGCCCGGGCUGCAACCGCGACUACUGCUUGAAACACCGCCUGAAGGAGGAUCACGACUGCAAGAACCUCGUACCGCUCGGCGCGCGCCCCGGCUCACAGAUCGACGUCGCGGCGAGGACGAGAAGCGCAUUUGAUAAGUUGAAGGCGUGGGGAACAGCGAAGAAGGAGCAGGCGGGCAGAGCGCUACCGAAACCGAAGCCCACCUCCGCCUCGGCGAGAUUGGUUGCCGUGAACAAACUGAAGAAGACGGCGAAGGGCGACGAGAAGUUACCGCAAGAAAAGAGGGUUUACCUUUACGUUGAAGCCGAAGCGGAAACUGCCAAGGCCAAAUUUCCCAAGGGAGAAUUCUUCUUUUCGAAAGACUGGGUGGUUGGAAGAGUGCUGGACGAGGCGGCGAGGAGGUUACAAGUGGAAAACGUGAACAACCGGUCAUCGAACGAGCAAGACAAGCUUAGAGUGUUCCAUGUGGAAGGGGGGAGGUUACUGGAAUUCAACGAGAAGGUCGGGGCCUCGUUGGUCAGCGGUAACACUGUCGUCUUGUUGCGCGGUGUUGGCCCACCGCCCGACUUGAUGGAGGUUUAA